Molecule: messenger RNA, 1023 nt
Organism: Effrenium voratum
Lineage: Eukaryota; Dinophyceae; Suessiales; Symbiodiniaceae
Source: the annotation of a GenBank genome assembly
AUGUGCCUCGUGAAGCGCACGCGCCUCUCCUUGGAGCUGCUGGCGGUGGAGCGGUUCUGCUUCGAGUCGGCGCUGGAGCGCAUCGGCGGCUUUCAGAACUCCACGGUGACCUUUGUGCUGGUGGAAAUCACCGGACAGCUCUCAGCUCUUCAGCUGAGCGAGCUCAUCCGCAGAGCAUGCGGGUCCAUUCGCCUGGUGUUCAGCUGGUACCCGGGGCUUCUGCCCAAGUUAGCCCUGACCCUGUCGCUGGGCAGCGUUCUUCUACCCAAGUCCCUGGAGGCGGACUUGAGCUCCCGAUGUGCCCCAACGCUGUACCGUGACACCUUUCCGCUGGGCCAAGUCACCUUGUGCUGCAGCCAGAUGCAAGAUGCGGAGCUGUUGAGCCCCCUGGAUGGCUUGGACUUGGCCUUGGCAAGGGCACAAACAAGGAAGCCAAGCCAGCGUAUUGACUGGGCGAAAAACCUGGAGCAGGCCCGAGCAUUCCUUCAAGAAGCGCACGCCUGGAUGGAGCGAGAAGCAGAAUGGCGCAGUGCAUCUGGUCAGCGACAAGAGAUGCUCCUCUUGCUGGUGGCCUCUGAUGAGGCCUUGGUGCAGCGACACUACGGCGCCAUGGACGGGGUUCACAUCUUUCGGCUGAACCACGCGGAACGGCAGGUGCUGGCUCCUGUGGAGGCACUUCUGGAGCGCGUUGGCCCCAGCACGCCAAAGCUUCCAAUCAUCGUCUUGCUGGGAGUGGGCUUUAUCACACCUUCCAAGCUCGAGGAUUUGGUGGCUCGGGCGUAUGUCUCUGGCGUGCGGGUCAUCCUAGUCGCACCUGAGCCGUUAGCCUUCCUGCGGUGUAUCCGUGUGACCACGCGGCGCGGCACGGAGUACUUGCAGGCCACUGUCCUCAACGUCAGGAGCGCACCCAGCGCAGAUGGUCCGGACAGCCUCCAGCUGGCGACGCGUGCUUUGCGCAUUGUCCUAGGGGCAGCGCCGUCCAAGCCGCUGCUGGAGGCGAUGGAGGCGGGGGCAAGUGCUUAG